This is a messenger RNA of Asparagus officinalis (garden asparagus), 2690 nucleotides long. RefSeq lists its product as uncharacterized. The record is from RefSeq and is a predicted model, not a curated record. The transcript has 4 exons. NCBI's taxonomy places the organism in Eukaryota, Viridiplantae, Streptophyta, Magnoliopsida, Asparagales, Asparagaceae. Gene Ontology annotation, molecular function: DNA demethylase activity; DNA N-glycosylase activity. Bases 187 to 678 code for a protein of 163 amino acids.
UUUUCAGGACAUUUUUCAUAUACAACCCUUUCUGUCGUCAUACCUCAGUAAUAUUCCCUAUUUGUUUUCAGAACUCUAGUAAUCUCAUAUUUACAAUUUAAAGGGACCUAAUUGCAAAGUUGUACACCAAACCAAAAGGUACUCCUUUUAUUCUACCCUCAUUCUUCAAGAAUUUUGAAUUGUGGAAUGCCCUUCUUCUCUUCUGUUUUCUCCAUAAAACUCUCUCAUCAUCUCUCCUCACUUCCUCUCUCCUCUGCUUUACUCUCUCUCUCUCUCUCUCUCUCUCUCUGUGCACUCGUAGCCUCCGUAAUGGGGACCGCCGGCGGAGGUCCAGUGAUGGAUCCUCACGGCGACAGGGCGGCGGUCGUGAGCGAAGGAUCGCGGUCGUCCAUUGCUUUUGAGACUAAUGAAGGUAUGAGCUUCCAGUCUCUUUUCGAUGGACUGGACAAAAGAGAGGCUGAUGAUCCCUGCCAGUACCUUCCAGCUAUACGGACCCCAGGUGAAACUGGUCAAUCGGUUGAGACCCGAACUGCAUGCUGCAACGUCAGAACAUUGUCUGACAGGAAUGCAUGCUUUACUUGCAACAGCAUACAAGAAGCACAAGCUCAGACGGUCAAAGGGACACUUUUGGUAAUGUGUGUGCAUCGUUUAUGGCUUGCUCUUCUUGAUCGCUCAUGAGGUCGCAUGCGAAGGAGACUAUUCUGAAGGGUGGAUUGGGCUUUUCUCCAGGUCUUUCAGGAUUUCGGGUAUUGAUUUGGCUGCUAACUGACCCCCAAUUGAGCUCUUGUGGUGAUUGGCGAUCAUGGAUGAGAUUAUUCUGCCAGUGAACUGUAAUUUUCUUGCAGAAGAGGACAACCGAAGGAGACCAAGGGAGUCUGGGAUUGAAGGGGAAAAGGUUGGGCAGGUGACAAGUAGGAUGGAGGAGAUAUCUUAAACUAGAAAACUAUCAUGAAAAAGACUAGUAAGAUGAAGGGGAUAUCUAAAAUUUCUGAGGGGUGGUGACAACAGUCAUUGCUGGGGAAUUGACAUAACUGCAGCAGCGAGGUUAUCACUUGUUAGAUACCUGCGGAGGGAGAAUAUCUUUCCUGAGGCUUGACGAACCUGAAUUCCACUACUACAUGAAGCCUGGAGACUGUAAGUUUGGUGCGAGUUUCAUCAUCCUAAUCCCAAAUUGUGUCUUAAGUCCACUGGGUCUUCCCUUGCGUCCUGUAAGUUGACUGUAAUCGAUAGGCCUCAUUGGCUAGUCCUGUGCCUUCCGGUUUGUUAUGAAGUCCUAAACCUUUGUUACUGACGCAAUAAAUUUAUUGGGCUCAGUACCUCUUGCAACUCCACAGUUUAAUCGCAUUGAGUCCCGGAACUGUGAAGCUCGAGCAACAAGCGAGGCGAUUAAACACCAGGAUAGUGAAGCAGAAGCAACACAUGAGAUGAUUAAACCCCAGAGUUCUGGAGAUGGAGCAACAAGCGAGGCACUAAACCCAAGACUCGUGAAGCUGGAGAAACACAUGAGGUGAUUAAUCCUUAGCAUUGUGAUGCUGGAGCAACAAAUGAGGCGAUUCAACCCGAGAAUUGUGGUACUGGAGCAGCAAAUGAAGGCUACCCGCAAUGUGUAAAUCCAGGAAUAUGUUCCAGCAAUCAAAUGCUGUGACUAUUAUGAGAACAUAAUCCGAGCACUCAACACCUAGACCUGACCCCAGAGCCACAUCAGCAGCCUCUUGUGGCGUUCAGCUUGAAGUCGGAAAAUCUCAUCAAUGAGACGGAGGUGAUCAUCGAGGAGGAAAAGAGUGGAAGCUUCGUAUGUCGAAGAAUGUUGAAUUGUCGACAAUGCCCUUGGAUGAGGUAUAUUGGAUAUUUGAUGCGAUGAAUUUUAUUGUUAAAAGUUCAGUAUUUCUUUCUUUUAUUGUAUUUUCUCAAUAUUAGUCCCCCAAAUCUUUAUUAUUUUGAGAUUAGACCCUCAAAUAAUUGAAAUUACUGUUAGAUCCCCCAUUAUCAUAGAUUAUUUCAACUUUUCUGGUAGCCUUGCUUUUUUCUGCGUAAACUCUUGGUAUAAUUUUCAUGGAGUAAUAAAGAUAAAAGUAAAAAAAGAUCAAUCACUUGUUGGAAUUUGGUAAUGAAACUUCUUUUGCAAGUCAAAAUACUUUUAAGAUCAAUGCCUUGAGUUGAUGAAAGAACUCAGUUGGGGGCGCCGACUUUUGAGGAAGGUAAUAUUGAUGAAAGGAAUGAUAUUUAUGGCUAUCAAUCCAUCGUUCUCACUAAAAACACACAUAAAUAGUGGUAAGUUUUUGGACUAUGGAUUAUAGACAUAAGAAAAUGUGUUUCUGAAUACAUUGGUCAUUGGAAAUAUUGCGAAGACAAGCCACUUUGCUUGGUGUUUUAAGAUUAUCUUUAGAUCCUUAGCAAAUGCUUCCUAUAUCACUGUUGAUUUUCCUGUUAGAAGGCCUAACAAAGUAACAGACAAUUACCUUUCUGUCAACUAUCACUUUGGUAAUUUGCAUUCAUCAUCACCUUCAGUUUCUUAAUAGCAUAAUAAGGAAUAGGCUAGGUGUAACAUCUGCAUCAAUUCUAAAGUAUCACGUGAUUAUACCAAAUGAAUUGCAUUAAGUUAUAGACUUGCUUUUUGCCCCCCUCCCCCUUCUUUCUGCUGCGAACUCUUUAUUUGUGAAGGGCAGUGUUCAGUGAAUUUGCUUUCUUUC